Porites evermanni is the source of this 1855-nucleotide messenger RNA. The record is from the annotation of a GenBank genome assembly. Lineage: Eukaryota; Metazoa; Cnidaria; Anthozoa; Scleractinia; Poritidae.
AUGUUUUUCCCGCAAGAUCCAAUGCUUUUGUACCAGCAAUCUCCAUAUAUGACUCCACCAGCAAUUCCUCGAAGUCCCCCAGUUCGAUCUUCGUUUUUAAUCGACGAUCUUUUGGUAAGAAGACAGUCUCCCUAUAUAGUUCCAAAACAGCCCCAAGAUAAUCAUUUACACGAGCCUCAAGUUUCUUCAGGCAAUGGAAACUCGUUCAAGUUUGGCAUGCCCAGCAUAUUUUCACGGACCCGCGAAGAGCAUUCAACAGUUUACCAAGGUAAGUUUCUUAUCAAUUUUAACCUAUUUAGGAAAGGCUUGUUUAAGGGAGUGUCUCUGUUUUAAAUCAGAUUGCCCUUUUUGCGUCGGGCUUAUAAAUCCUUUGUCCGCGAGCUGUUUCUGUGCUUUGCGUUCAAAAAUGAAAGCGCUUAUCGUAAUGGUACCAUUUUUAAGUCAUCUAUUAACAACUUUGAAGCUGCGAAAAGAUUCUAAAGAGGGGAAAUAAAAGAAAUUUGAGCCGAUAAUGGCUUAAAACUCACGAAUUCCCUAAACUGAAAGCAAAUACUUAAAAGUAAUUUAAUCUUUCUUUUCCUUUCCGUAAAAAGGGCCUUUUUUAUCAGGAAUCCCUCAUUUUGUAAUUACAUUUUCACACUUUCAACGCCUCCUUUUAUUAUGAACUCUUUCAAAACCCAAGAUAAAGAGUUGCGAUUAUCUUCUCGGGGGUUUGUGCGAGUCGAACUAUCGGGAUAUGAACACAAGUCACAGAAAUCUCAUUUCACUUGGAUAUAUUAGAACUUGCUAGUAUAAUACCAGUUCACAGACUAUACGCCUCUAUUUAAUUAUAUUUACGCAAACUGGGAAUUCAGCAGGUUCUUGUUAAAAAAAGGAACAAAUCUCCAUUCUAGUUUUAUCUAUAGAUGAAAAUACUUGUCGCAUUAAGCGAAGAAGACACAUCUGGCUGACUAAAAGCUCACUGAUGAGGCUGCCCAUCACUGAACUCAGUACCCAAUUCAUUUCCAAGAAAAUAUCACAGUAAUUGAGAACAUUUUACCCUAGACAAAAAUCUUCUCCGAUGUAAACAGAAGUGGGGUUUACUUUACGUGGUUAAGUUUUGAAAACUAAAAAUUCCGACCGAGAGCAAUGUUAUUGUCCUGUAGUACUAGUAUACGAGAUAAAAUAGAUUUUGCAUAGCUGAGUGGGUCUUUUUUCGGUCCAAUAUUGCCUUCUCCCCUUCUAUUAAGCGUGAAAGCGUUCGAUUUUUUUCUUGCUAUUUUUAAAGUUUUCUUUUUCUUUUCAGAUCCCAGCCCUGAAGUUCUGAACUCUCUCCCAGUAUACUUUCGCCUUAAGCCAACCAUAAGGACACCGAGCGGUCGCAGAUGCCGCAAAUCUCGCACUGUCUUCACUGAUCUCCAGUUGCGCAUUCUCGAGAAAACCUUUUCCGAACAGAAGUACUUGGACACGUCCAGCCGAGCGAAACUUGCUCAGACUUUGGGCUUGAACGAGACACAAGUGAAAACGUGGUUCCAGAACAGGAGAAUGAAAUGGAAGAAAGACGCAAAACAGACCAAGCAAGCAGAAAGCAGCGAUGGGCAGACACGAAAUGACGCGGAAACCAACAAUGAAGACAAAAAAAGAAACGGAGAGGCAAGCUGCGUAAUGGAAAGCGAGGAAGUGGAGAUAAAGAGAGAAAGCGAACAGUCAUUAGUUUAGGUUUUAGUCCAUUAAAAGAAUCUUUAAUGAGAUAAAACCGCAAAAUUUUUACAUAGUAUUACGUAUCGUUCUUGAGAACCAACUCUUGGGGAGUUACUCUAAUUUGAGAUCUAAACUUUUUUGGUAGUUCUUCGAGAUCAUAGCAAGUAUCAUCAAC